UCAAACAUAUACGUGUACGUAAUAUAUAUGGUGAACUGAUAUCAUAUAUGUGGUGUACUAUUUUAUAAACUUUCAGUACAGUACAUAUGAUUUGCGUAUUUGUUUUCUGACACGAUUGUUUCAGAUUCAUGAGCAUUUUUUAAUAUGAUAUCUGUAAGUGUAGUUCUUUGCGUCGUGUCAGUGGCAGAUAUAGACUAAUGAUGUGCACAUGAAUUUAUUAAUAAAUGAUUAAACGACUGUUUUCUUUCUUAAAUUUUAUUUGCUGGUGUGUUAGUUAUAUAGUAUUGUGUUAGUUAUAUAGUAUUGAAAGAAGGAAAUCAUAAAGAUGACUCAAGCACACCGUGUUUCCAUCAGAGACUUGAGUGAGGAUGAUAUACAAAGGGCUUUUGAGAAGACGUUACAAGAAUUUAAUCCUAUCCCUGGCAUCAAACUAGUUCGCAUUACUGAAGAGUAUUAUGAAAAAGCUUUGAAUUUGUGCCGUGAUCAUUUUGUACCUCAUGAACCGCUGAUGAAAUCUCUGGGAGUCAAAUGGGGUGAUUUUAUUGAGGCAUAUUGGUUAAAAGCUCUGAAACUCAACCUUUCGCUAAUGUUCGUUGAUGAGGGAACGGAUGAGCCUAUCGCAUUUAGGACAAUAAUGCAUAUUUUCAAAGAUGACAAAUUCCAGUUUGAUGCUGAGCAGCUCUCAGACGAAUUAAAGAUACUGAUAGAUUUUGCUCUGUACUGUGACAAGCAGGCUGAUUUCUUUGACCAUUACGGUGUUACCGAGGCGUACCGUUUUCUUUCAUUGGUGGUUACACAGAAAUACCAAAGACGCGGCUUUGCUUCGAAGAUUUUUCAUGCUGCGAUUAAUCUAGUUCGCAACUUUGGUUUUGAUGAGGUUAAUAUCAAAGGAGAAGGUACAUCAAAUUUUUCUAAAAAGAUUUACGAAAAGGAAGGGUAUGAUGUUUUGUAUGAGCAUAUGUUCGAUGAAUGGGAGGUCGAUGGUAGAAAGCCAUUUUUAAACACUGGAGAACAUAAAUCAAUGAAGAUAUAUGGAAAGAAAAUUACCCAGUGAUCAUAGAAACUAAAAAAAUAAUCCGCAUGUAGCUACAAUUUUUAUUGAACAACAAAAAUGUUUAAUCACACAUUUAGCCUUUAAAAUGAAAAAGGCAAACCUGUAAUUCAUUAAAUUCAAUAUAUAAUAAAAGUGUUAAUCAUGUCAAGUGUCGUUGACUGUUAAAUGAUUUGCGAUAAUGUCAUAAAAGUAGCGAAACGUAAA
This is a messenger RNA of Ruditapes philippinarum (Manila clam), 1258 nucleotides long. RefSeq lists its product as uncharacterized. Lineage: Eukaryota; Metazoa; Mollusca; Bivalvia; Venerida; Veneridae. Gene Ontology annotation, molecular function: N-acetyltransferase activity. The transcript is spliced from 2 exons. The record is from RefSeq and is a predicted model, not a curated record. Bases 326 to 1054 code for a protein of 242 amino acids.